GCGCUGCCGGGUCACGCUCGCCUUGUGACGCGGCGGUGCGGGACAGCGGAAGCGCUUUAUACGAAACUGUCGACAUGCCGCCGUAAACUUGUGAAAACCUCUCUCCAGAGUGAUGGACUUUCCCUGGUGAAUGGGCUUCGUUCGUGUAUAUGUGAAGCACUAGGGGUUUAUCUGACUUAACUGACCUUUCCGGCUGAUACUCUGUGGUACAGCUCAUGAAUGGGAAUUGAAAACGGGACUAAAAUAAGUGGACGAAGCCCCGUUAGCUACAUUCAGCAGCUAAGCGAUGACAUUAAAGAUGGAUAAAGAUGCGGCAGUUCUUCAGGGGGCUUUCCUCCUGGCUAAUAAGCUGUGUCUCCCCUCAUCCCUGUCCUCCCUCCAGAAAGCUGACUGGAGCAGGGUGGGACGUCCAGUCGUGGAGGCAGCCAGAGAAAUCUGUGGACAGGAUGAACCCGGUGGCCACCCCAGCACGAUGGCUGGCUGCUGGAAAAGGAAGAUAGUUUGUGUUGUGUGGCUGAAGCUGUUGUGCAGACAGGCUGACGAGGAUGUGGAAACAGCAUGGAAGGAGAACCCUUUCUUCCCUCUCCAGAAUGGCCUCCCUGAGCUCAACUAUGUUGUCUUGCUGGAGGUGGUGAGGUCAAUGGCAGCUGCAGAUAUUUUUGCAAGUUUCCUUCUAUGUCUUCCUCAAUCUCAGAUCUGUAUUGAGCUCGAAAGGCUGACGCAACAUGCGAAAAGCAGCCCUACUAGAGAGGACGAUGUCCGACUGUUCCUGGAGGUGUGGUGGGAACUGUGGAAGGGCAGAAACGAACAGAGAACAGGGGGAGAGGAAAGCAUAGAGGCAAUGUUUGCCAACCAGUUUGCUCGUCUGUCCUCCAGUCUGUCCCCACAGGCUGCCAAAAGGUUAAAGCUAGACACAUCAGAUCAAGCAGCCUCAUCCCCAACCAAUGAUAUCCUGCAAAUUCUUCUCCAUGCACUUAAAGACAUGAAUGGUCACAUAUCCUCAACAGAUCUCUGCCUCCAAGCCCUCUCCGUUUCCCUCGACUCUCUUUACACGGCCUUGCUAAUAGACCAAGAGGUCACACUUCCAACUAAAGAGAAGAUGCACCUGUUGUCUAAAGCUGUCAGCAUCAGAGAAAAAAAUGACGAGAAACUGAGCCCUGAACUUAUUCGGGAGGCUCAGAGAGACCUCCGUGCUUCUCAUACACCGUCUCAGUUUCAACCCAGCGGGAUGAAGCUUGGGGAAGCUUUGAAGAUUAUAGCAGACCUCACGCAGCUUUGGCUUGACAGUGGGCUCCUCAAAGUGGAUGACAGCGCAAAUUACUUGAGUUACUCUGCGUUUAAGCUAGAACAAAGUGUCCAGAGAGUCCUGACAGCUACAGAGGAAGCAGGCGUGCCUGGAACCAUGGCUGAGAUGGAUGUUCAAGAGACUGAGAAGAAUAUACUCAGGGGUUUGCUGAAGUCACUGGCUUUCCCCGCCAUACAGACAACUCCCGAGGUGGAUGCAAAAGUCACUAUGACCAUCAUAAGUCACCGCCUGGAAGACUAUCAGAACUUUGCUGUGUUACUUGCCAGCGAGACGAGCUGGGCCUCCUGUGAUGAGCACUGGUUCGACUGCCUGGAAAAGAACCAGGCAGCCUUCCAACAGCACGAAACACUGCUCAACCUUGCCUCCACCCUCAUGACUAACCUCCGCAGUGAGAGCUCAAAUGUGAGCUGGUGCAGGAAGCUGAUGAAAGUCAUCGCAGACAUUUUCUCAGCACUUUCGUUAGAAGACAAGAACAAAUCAUUGGCUGCCAUGUUGAGGUUGUCCACCAGGGGUUUUUUUGGGCAGUCUGUUCCCUCUGCUGUGACUUAUGGGUUUGAGCAGGAGCUCAACAUGGCAUUCAACUGCAUCAUCCAAGGCGGGGGAGGAGCGUCAGCAGAAGCGUCACAAGGCAAUCUGAAAACAGCGGUCUCUUUAGUAGCGAGAGUGGCCUUUCAGAACCCAGAGGCUGCCUUGAGGUCUUGUUGUCAUUCAGCUAUUUUCAACAAGGGGGCUUUCUCUCUUAUGGCUAAGAUCCUUCAGCAGCUGCCUGGACUCAGAGGACAGAAGGGGAGAAAAGCUGGAUGUAACGAAAAAGAAAGAACAGAGGCAAAAAAAAAUAUGGACGAAGGAAAGGAUGCGCUUAGUGGCGGCAGCCUGCUCUGCAGGUGUCUGCGGGAGAUGAUCAAGACCAAAUCAGUGUUGGCCAAUGAAAAAGAGCAGUUCCUCAAGUUUCUGGGUCUGCUGAUGAUGCCAGUCAUAGCGGUUGAGGGAGAGGAAAGGAGACAAAGCUUUCUGCCACCUCAGGAGGUCGUCAACAUCUUUGUCCUGCCGAACCUUUCCGCUACGGGUCGCAGUUGCUUUGAUAUAGAACUGAGUGUGCAACUUCUCCACACUGCUUUGUGUGUGGAAGUCCAGGACCCAACCUCUUAUCCCCACUGGGUGUUGGAGUGCUCUCCCUUUCCCCUGCUUUACGUCCUAGCUCAGCUGCACAACCAGGCUCUCAGGUUUUGGGACCAGCCACCAGAGAGCGCUCUCCAGCGCUGGUCUAUGGACACCAAGGAGCUCCUGGUGUCAGUGCUGGCCACGCUGGGGCAGGUGGUGGGUGCAGAGGUGGCGGCGUCCCCCAAUAGCUGGUCCAGAGCUCUUUUCUGGCUCUACAACAAGAUGGAGGAACUGGACUGGACAGUUAGGUUCCAUUUGAAGCCCGUCUGGGGGGAACACUUUAAAAAUGAAGUUCCCUCAUCUCUGCUGGCCGUGUGUGAUUUACCCGAGCAGGAGUGGUCAGGUUUGGACCUGCCUCAGUACGGCCAGGGCAGCGGCCUUCUGGCCUGGAUGGAGUGCUGCUCUAUAUCGGACUCCCUGCAGUCCACCAUGUUGUCCUGUCUAUCACUGGACCAACGCCGGCCCGACCACGUCAGCAUGUUCAGCAAAGGCCUGCUGGUGGCGGUGACCCAGACUCUGCCCUGGUGCUCCGUCUCCCAGUGGUGCAGGCUGCUGGGAGCCCUGAGGCAGCUGAUCACCUCUGGUCGCCUCUAUGUCCCCUUCUCACUUGAGUACGUGGACUAUCUGCCCCUCCUGGAUCUGAGGAGGUUUUCAUGUGAGCUCCGCCUGUCAGUCCUCCUGCUUCGAGUCCUUCAGCUGCUCUGCGGGUCCAGCUGCUCACAGUGGCUGUCAGUGGAUGGCUGGGCACACGUUGGCAGGUUAUACGCCCAUGCUGUGAGGGACGUGAUGAACUCGGUAAGAGCCAAGCUGCCUCUUCCAUCAUCUGGCGUUUGGACUGUCUCUGCCUCAGCGCCUCCUAAAACACCAGAAUCUAGAAUCUCGAAUCCUUCCUGCACUUCAGUCAGAGCUUCUAAAACGCCCAAAGACUUUCUGAAAGAAGAAGAGGGCCCUCCUCUGACAUCAAACAAGUCACAAAUGGAAGAGGAUGUGGAGGCAGCUCCCAGCCAAGAAGUCCUUUUUGUUCUCAGCCAGCUCUUCUGCCAUGUUCAGCACAUCCAGGUGAUGAUGCCAGGAGGCCAGUGUGAACCACUGUUCCUGUCCAGUCUGGAGAUCCUCAGCCACUACGAAGCCAUCAUGGCCGCCUUUCCAGGCAGUAGCAGCCCACUGGAGACCGACAACACCAGACACUUCUUCUCCACCAUCACAGACAACCUGGAGAACCAGGAGAUGAAGGUUGUACUGCAGCAGAAGAUCGCUCAGCUGGCGUCCCCAGACACACACUGAGUUUCUUCACUUGUAUUCCACUGGGGAAUUGUUGUGCAAAUGCUCACAAUUCUGUUAGUGAUAAAACAAGGACAUAAUUUCAGUUGUCAGUUAAUUUCUGGAGUUAUUGUAAAGUGUUGUGUUGGGAAUCUAAGUGAAUAAAAACCUAAAAUUUCACAGCAA
This is a messenger RNA of Xiphias gladius (swordfish), 3913 nucleotides long. RefSeq names its product gem (nuclear organelle) associated protein 4 (gene gemin4). Bases 287 to 3751 code for a protein of 1154 amino acids. Gene Ontology annotation, biological process: spliceosomal snRNP assembly; rRNA processing. The transcript has 6 exons. NCBI's taxonomy places the organism in Eukaryota, Metazoa, Chordata, Actinopteri, Istiophoriformes, Xiphiidae. Gene Ontology annotation, cellular component: SMN complex. The record is from RefSeq and is a predicted model, not a curated record.